Macrobrachium nipponense is the source of this 1166-nucleotide messenger RNA. RefSeq names its product glycine, alanine and asparagine-rich protein-like. Bases 48 to 800 code for a protein of 250 amino acids. The record is from RefSeq and is a predicted model, not a curated record. The transcript has 3 exons. Lineage: Eukaryota; Metazoa; Arthropoda; Malacostraca; Decapoda; Palaemonidae.
ACUUGCGGGUCCAUUCGCCACAGUUCCGAUUGUCGAACAGCUUCAAGAUGAGCGUCCUCGCCCUCUGUCUCUGUCUAGCCGUGACUUCAGGGGUCUCAUCCGAGAGGGUGAAAAGAGGUUUCAUAGGAGGCUAUGGAGGAGGGGGAGGCUAUGGUGGUGGGGGAGGAGGCUACGGAAGUGGAGGCUCCUCCUAUGUGGUCGUGGGAGGAUAUGGAGGGGGACAUGGUGGUCCCUCUGCCUCCGACAUCGCGAGCCAGUCCGCGUACCAAGCGACCGCAGCAGCUGCCGGUUUAAGUGGCGCUGCCCAGAGCGCAGCUUCGUAUGCAGCUAGACAAGCUGCAUCAGUUGUUGCCAGGGCAGCUGGCUCAGCCAACCAAGCUGCAGCUGCCAGCUUUGACCGAGCCGCUUAUCUGAGCCACGCCCUCGGAGCUGCCCAAGCGAAUGCAUUCCAACAGGGCAGUCAGGCUGCCCAAGCAGCAGCAGCUGCCCAGGCAGCACAUGCCCAAAAGUUGUGGGCUCUGAACCGCGCCAAUUCACACUACGGAGGCUACGGAGGAGACGCAGAACUUGCUUACGCCAAGGAAAAUUUCUACGCUGCCUCAGCAAAUGCCGCUGCCCAAGCAGCUGAUGCCCAGUAUGCUCAAAAGGAAGCCAACGCCCUUGCAUUGCAGAGUGCUAUUGCUAACAACAACCUGCAGUCCAGCAAAGGCGCUGCAGCACAGGCGUCUGCUGCUGCUACAGCGGCUCUGGCCAAGGCCCAAGGGUACUCGAGUCACUAUGGCAGCGGGUAUCAUGGUUAGGGCAUAGAAACAGGCAAAGUCGUUAGUCUGAGAAAUGUAUUAUGCAAAAGAGUGACUAGCUCAGGGGGAGCUCUGUAUUUUGAUGUGAUGAUAUUCAUGGUAAUCUAAGCAUACGUUUUCCAGUGUACAACUGGAUGCUGUGAGGUAACUUUGAAUUUCACGAUUGGUAAGUGUAAUAACCAGGUAUUUUGAACGCUUCCCCACCAGCAUAACUUACUAUUUGUGCUUCCAAGAAUGCCAGUUAGUCUUCCAACUAUGUAAAGGUCAACUUGAAGAUGAAGAAACUUCAUUCGUUUGUAAAAUUGUUUCAUUAUAUGUAUGUGAGGUUCGCAGUCUUAUGAUUUUAAGAUAUGGUAGAAAUUAAAA